AUGAAGCAGGGAUACACAGAGGACUUCCAUUACUUAUCUGCCAAAUUCCAAAUCUCGAUAGGAUCGCUCCCGAUUCAGGAGAAGGGGGUUCAGACGGACCCCACUCAUGUGGAAACCGCUGUGCAGACCCUGACCAGCGAAGAGAUGGACACUGGAGAGUCUGCAGAGCCCACUCUGCUCCAGGCAAGCAUGGGGGAAGAUUGUAGCUUCUGGAGUAGAUUCAAAACUGUGGCAAAGAAGGUGGCUGUAGCCAGUCUGGCGGUAGUGGCCCUGGGAUACAGCCUUUCUUUUUAUGCCACAGAGACGUUUGGAUUUCAGACGUUUACCAACCUCCCCCCUUAUUAA
Knipowitschia caucasica is the source of this 345-nucleotide messenger RNA. NCBI's taxonomy places the organism in Eukaryota, Metazoa, Chordata, Actinopteri, Gobiiformes, Gobiidae. The record is from the annotation of a GenBank genome assembly.